GCCCGCGUGGUGGGAGUUAAAACCGCGUGAGGGGCCCCACCCGUGGAUAUCACCAAGCGUUAUGAUCGUCACUCGUCAAUAUACUCUAUAAAUUGUGUUAUCAACGAUCAUUCUACGCAAUUGUCACUGUGAUACUGACUUCUGAGUGUGUACAUUAGUUAUUUACAAAUUAUGGCCAGUUCGAUCAGUACAACUGGUAAUGGUUAUAAUUUCAAAGUAGUGUUGCUCGGUGAAGGAUGUGUCGGGAAAACAUCGGUUGCAUUGCGAUACGUUGAAAACAGAUUCAAUGAUAAACACCUAAGUACAUUGCAGGCUUCUUUUCUAAACAAAAAAUUAACAGUAAAUGGGAAGAAAGUGAACCUGGCAAUAUGGGAUACAGCUGGUCAAGAGAAAUUUCAUGCAUUGGGACCAAUAUAUUACAGGAUGUCGAACGGCGCCGUUAUAGUUUACGAUGUCACAGAUUAUGAUACAUUCUUAAGGGUAAUAAAUUGGGUUACAGAACUUAGGAAAAUGUUAGGCAGUGAAAUCUGUUUAGCAAUAGCUGGGAAUAAAAUAGAUCUCGACAAGGACAGACGUGUUUACAUCGAGGAAGCUGAAGAGUUCGCGAACAAAGCUGGCGCAAUGCACUUUCACAUUUCUGCCAAAUUAGAUGAGAACAUCGAGGAAAUGUUUCUUCAAUUAACGUUGCGUAUGAUAGAACACGCAGACCUGAUGGAACAAAAGUCCACAUUAGCCAGAACGAAAAGUACUGUACGUCGCAAUGUUGUUGUAGUUGAAGAUGAGACUGAGGAAGCAGAACAAGUAAAGAGUUCCUGUUGCAGCGGUUCUUCUCAUGCAUCUUAAUUCCAGACAUCUGUUUCAUGAUCGAUUCUAAUUCUUGAAUCAAUCUUAUAUAUAAAUGUAUAUAUAUAUGUAUAUGU
Molecule: messenger RNA, 920 nt
Organism: Ceratina calcarata
Lineage: Eukaryota; Metazoa; Arthropoda; Insecta; Hymenoptera; Apidae
Gene: Rab21
Product: RAS oncogene family member Rab21
Exons: 4
Coding region: 172-843 (223 amino acids)
Biological process (GO): Rab protein signal transduction
Molecular function (GO): GTP binding; GTPase activity
Source: RefSeq, a predicted model, not a curated record